AUGAAGAUACCUCGUCCGAGCUAUCUAUCUCCCCUCGUGAUAAGCAGAGACGAGUCGCAUUUACUCAGCUUCUUCAACGAAUCCAAAUCGUUAAUCCUAGGACCUACUGACGAGGAGAUUUUGGCACAAUUUAUCUUGACAAUUGCCUGCUCAUGCCCAUCCGAUACAACUAACCCAGUCCUACAAGGUAUAUUUGCUUUGGCAUCACUGCAGCUUCACGGCAGCUUGAAGAGCUUCCGGUACAAGCAUCUUGUCAUAUCGUCGGUCAAGGAGUCAAUCAAUUGGUCCGACGAGAAGACGCUUCUUCAGAAUCUGAUGGCAACGAUGCUUCUAUAUCAUUACGAGGUACUCUCGCUUGAACCCGACUCGAAAGGGAAUUGGGUGACAUAUCUCUGUGCGGUGAAAAAGGCUAUCCACACAUUACCAGUAAUUCAGAAACUGGCCCGCCAAGAAUACUCAGUUUUCCUUGAUUGGGUUUAUUAUCACGAAGUCCUCGCAGAGUUUACAAUCAGGCAUUGGAAGGUACCCUACGAAGGCUGCGGCUCUCCUCCUAUAGCAAGAUCAUCCCGAGCAAUUGAGGGAAGCAGCUCCAAGGUAGGAGACGGCAUCGGAUGUCCAAUUGAGGUGCUCCAGCUCGUUGCGCAUACAUGUAGACGGGCUCUCGUCGCGAAACACUCCGAGAUGAAUCGGGCGAAUACUGGCAUCGAGCUCAUGACGGUGCUGGAACAGAACGUUUCCAAGGUAGUAGGAGAUUAUGGUCCAAUUCACGUCCCAUCUACGACGCCGAUGGAUCGCAAUGCUAUGGUCGCCGAUCUUCAUCGACUCGCGUGCUUGAUAUAUGUCAAUCGGGCGGUCCAUUGUGUCUCGGGAACAGAAUUCCGUCACAGGCGACUCGUGAAAGAGGGCAUAUCACUGUUGAACAAGAUGGUAACGUGUCAGAAUGCGUGGCCAUUGUUCAUUAUCGCGUGCGAAGCAGUCGGGGAUGAUCAGCGCCUUGCUAUCCUGGACGUCUUUGAACAAAGUCGGCGAGAUCGAAGACGAAGAUCAAGUCACAUUCAUCUCAUUCAGCAUAUGGUCGAGGCUGUAUGGAACCAACAUGAUCUCAAUGAGGAGAACCAAGUCGACUAUCUAACAAUUCUCAAUGCGGUUGUUGCUGGCGUUCCAUUUAUACCACCAUUUGCCUGA
Molecule: messenger RNA, 1185 nt
Organism: Fonsecaea pedrosoi CBS 271.37
Lineage: Eukaryota; Fungi; Ascomycota; Eurotiomycetes; Chaetothyriales; Herpotrichiellaceae
Exons: 4
Coding region: 1-1185 (394 amino acids)
Biological process (GO): positive regulation of transcription by RNA polymerase II
Cellular component (GO): nucleus
Molecular function (GO): transcription cis-regulatory region binding; DNA-binding transcription factor activity
Source: RefSeq, a predicted model, not a curated record